CUAACAUGAGUGGACUUCCAUGUAUUUCAUACCUUACGAUUGUUGUGGAAACAAUGUCAUUAUGACAUUAUAUAUAGUCCCUUUCCAUUGGCUUCAUUUCAUCCUUGAUAUAGAACCUUCAUAAACUCUUAUCACCAUGCCGAUAUCCCAGCCUCUUGUACCCAAAUAUCUAAAACAAGAUGAACUCACACAGGAAUGUAAGGACUUACUUUCCACCCUUCCAACUGAAAAGGGAUGGGUUGCUUCAACCUUCUAUAAAUAUCAAGGUUUUUGGCAUCCUUGCAGGCAUUUGCAAGGAAUCCUUUCAUGUCAAAAACACUUUCAGGCUCAAGACACUGAUAUCAUUCUUGUUACCACACCCAAAUCAGGCACUACCUGGUUAAAAGCCAUAUUGUUCACCCUACUGAACCGCACCCGUUUCCCCAUAUCCCAAACGAACCAUCCAUUACUGUCAAACAACCCUCAUGUCCUGGUGCCUUUCUUGGAGAUUAAGCUCUACCUUGAACAUGAGAACCCAGAUGUCUCAUCCAUCAUGUCACCAAGACUUUUUUCCACUCACAUGCCUAAUGUCUCUCUACCAAAAUCUGUCCAUGAUUCUAAAUGCAAGCUUGUUUACCUAUGUAGAAACCCUAAGGAUACUCUAACAUCUCUUUGGUCUUUCACAAACAAGUUACGGCUACAGGAAAUGGGAACCAAUUCACUAGAAGAAGCUUUUGAGAGAUUCUGUGGAGGAGUUAGCAUGUAUGGGCCCUUUUGGGAUCAUGUUCUAGGUUACUGGGAAGAAAGCUUGAAGAAUCCAGAAAAAGUGUUAUUUCUGAAAUAUGAGGAGAUAAAAGAGCAGCCAAAGCAUUAUCUGGAGAAACUAGCAUGCUUUUUGGGGUGUCCAUUUUCCUUAAAAGAAAAGAAAGAAGGAGUUGUUGAUGACAUUUUGGAAAUUUGUAGCUUUGAUCAUCUGAGUAAACUACAAGUGAACAUGGAAGGAAAGCUUCCAUCUGGCGAAAACUGCAAUCUUUUUUUCCGAAAAGGAGAAGUUGGUGACUCCAAAAACUAUUUUUCACCGGAAAUGGAAGAGAGGCUUGACAAGAUCAGUAAGGAGAAGUUAGAUGGGUCAGGAUUAAUGUUUUAGUAUUUGUAUGUUUGUUUGUUCUUAAAUUUUUCUUUGUGUUUUCAAGGUUUGCAUUAUCGGUGAUAUACUGAUAUCAAUGUAUCUUCAAUUUGUCUUAAACCAAUCAACUUAAAAUAAUUAUUUGUUUGCUA
Helianthus annuus (common sunflower) is the source of this 1257-nucleotide messenger RNA. RefSeq names its product cytosolic sulfotransferase 5. The record is from RefSeq and is a predicted model, not a curated record. The transcript has a single exon. NCBI's taxonomy places the organism in Eukaryota, Viridiplantae, Streptophyta, Magnoliopsida, Asterales, Asteraceae. Gene Ontology annotation, molecular function: sulfotransferase activity. Gene Ontology annotation, cellular component: cytoplasm. The coding region runs from base 137 to 1126 and encodes 329 amino acids. Gene Ontology annotation, biological process: sulfation.